Candidula unifasciata is the source of this 1188-nucleotide messenger RNA. Lineage: Eukaryota; Metazoa; Mollusca; Gastropoda; Stylommatophora; Geomitridae. The record is from the annotation of a GenBank genome assembly.
AUGGCAGCCCUUUAUGUGCAAGAGAUUAACGAGGUGCUGAAUGUUAGUAACUUAACGUUUAUUUACAAGGAUUUACUCGGAUACACGACAGACAUUCCAGAACCGGUUACAAUAGAGAAAUCUUUACAAAACACUCGAUUUGUAGUCCAAGGUGUUCUAACCCCGGUUAUUGUGACCAUUGGCCUCCUAGGAAACUUCCUCAACAUCAUUGUCCUAUUCCAGCCAUCAAUGAGAACGUCGACAAAUGUAUACCUCUUGGUUCUGUCACUAGCGGAUAGCGUUUUCUUGGUCUUCAACUUCGCUCUGUCCAUUCUUGACUGUCGGAAAAGAGGACUGCACGACAGCGCUUAUUUGUUCAACCCAUACGGGAGAUUUGUGAGUAAUUAUUCCGGAAAUGUGGGAGUAUGGGUAACUGUUGUGUUUACGGGAAAAGUAUGGUGCACGGUAACCCGAGCCGAAAUUGCUUCGCUUUCGGUAGUGAUUCUUGCGCUGAUCAACACAAUACCGACUUUAUUUGAACUCGAGGUCGUCAACACAGUUUUGGGCCCUCGCUGUAGCCCCACGCAGUUUGCAAGGAGUUUUAGCUACGAGAUUGGCUACUCAUGGUGGUACGUCCUUGUGUUUACCUUCAUUCCUUUCAUCUGUUUAACAAUAUUCAACUGCGUUCUCAUCCGGGCCCUUUUCGUUGCUGCCAGGAAACGACAGCAAUUGGCCCUUGUCUCUACAACCAUAAGCAAAAGCCAAGACGCUAACACGAAGAACAAAAAGGACAAUCAUCAGCACGUUGUCCAGGACAACAAUUCUGUCACUCAGAUGUCGGAAAGGUCUUCCUCAAACUCCAACACGCCUUCGUUUAGGGUCAAGCUAAAACCCCGCCAAAACAGACGAUCCACACGAGAGCAGAACAAAGUGACGAUAAUGUUGAUUACCAUUGUAAUGAUAUUUCUGUUCUGUCAGUUGCCUUGGACGGCGUUGUAUUUGUACCAGACUUACCUCUCCAGUAACAACAUCGCAGGCAGCUCUACAGCAUUAAAAAUUGCAGGCAACAUCUGUAAUCUCUUGCAGCUAGUUAAUGCCUCAGUUAAUUUUUAUUUAUACUCCUGUUUUAGUAAACGAUUCCGACAUACGUUGGCGAAAUUAAUGCUCUUUUGGCGCCUUUCCAAUUCUUCUUCCCCUACAACAGUUUAA